UGUUCUUCCAAAUCCUAUCCCACUCCUAUAUAUAUCGACUCACCCACCUUUCUUCCACACCAAUCAAUCACAUCACACCAUGGACAUGAAAGCUUCACUUCUCACCCCAUUCUCUCUCCUCUUCCUCUUCUUCCUCCUCCUCUCCUUCUCCCCCAAACCCUCCAAUGCAUCGUCCCCGGUCCUCGACAUUGACGGCCACAAGCUCCAGACUGGAGUCAGCUACUACAUCCUCCCGGUCGUCCGGGGCCGAGGCGGCGGCCUCACGCUAGGCGCCUCGAGGAGCGGCACCUGUCCGCUCGCGGUCGUCCAGGAACAGCACGAGGUCUCCAACGGCCUCCCCGUCAGAUUCUCCCCUGCGGACGCCGGCGCCAUCCGCCUCUUGACCGAUCUCAACAUCUGGUUCGAGGCGGCGACGAUCUGUGUGCAGUCCACGGCGUGGAGGCUCGCCCCUUACAACGGGAUAUCGAAGCAGUACUUCGUCAUGAGCGGCGGGGUCCUGGGGAACCCGGGACGUGAGACCGUAAGCAACUGGUUCAAGAUCGAGAAGAUGGACAAGGAUUACAAGCUCGUGUUUUGUCCCGCGGUGUGCGACACUUGCAAGGUGAUAUGUAGGGACGUCGGGGUUUAUUUGGAAGGCGUGACGCGGCGUUUGGCAUUGAGCGACGAGCCGUUUAGGGUCCAGUUCAAGAAGGCAUGAAGCGCGUGUGUUGUGACGAAAGUGCAUGCAGAUUAUGCGAGGCAUAUUUCAGGCAACACGCAAGGGAAGGGAAUUUUAAAUGCCAAAUAAAUCCGUACUGGAAUUUAUCUUACGUAAAUCUGAUCUUUGUAAUGGUAUUAUAAAUGUGUAAUAAGAAGCCCGUGAGCUGAAAA
Molecule: messenger RNA, 870 nt
Organism: Rhodamnia argentea
Lineage: Eukaryota; Viridiplantae; Streptophyta; Magnoliopsida; Myrtales; Myrtaceae
Product: kunitz trypsin inhibitor 5-like
Exons: 1
Coding region: 80-697 (205 amino acids)
Molecular function (GO): endopeptidase inhibitor activity
Source: RefSeq, a predicted model, not a curated record